AUGAAACCCCAAGAGAAAAAAGAAGAAGGAAGAAUGAAGACAGAAGAAUGCAGAAGGUAUAUGAGCCCUAAAGACCAUGUACCUAGCGUCACUCAGCCCGUCCCAGCCGCCCAGCAGCUGGGUGAAGUCCUAGCAGCAGCCCAACAGCUUGGUGAAGUCCUAGCAUCAGCCCAGCAGCUGGCUGAAGUCCUAGCAGCAGCCCAGCAGCUGGGUGAAGUCCUAGCAGCAGCCCAACAGCUGGGUGAAGUCCUAGCAGCAGCCCAACAGCUUGGUGAAGUCCUAGCAUCAGCCCAGCAGCUGGGUGAAGUCCUAGCAGCAGCCCAACAGCUGGGAGAAGUCCUAGCAUCAGCCCAACAGCUGGGAGAAGUCCUAGCAUCAGCCCAGCAGCUGGGAGAAGUCCUAGCAUUGUCUCCCCUUCAGGUAGACCAACUUCCCGCUCGCCAAUGGGGGUAA
Procambarus clarkii (red swamp crayfish) is the source of this 453-nucleotide messenger RNA. The record is from RefSeq and is a predicted model, not a curated record. Lineage: Eukaryota; Metazoa; Arthropoda; Malacostraca; Decapoda; Cambaridae.